Molecule: messenger RNA, 5733 nt
Organism: Schistocerca cancellata (South American locust)
Lineage: Eukaryota; Metazoa; Arthropoda; Insecta; Orthoptera; Acrididae
Gene: OtopLa
Product: proton channel OtopLc
Exons: 14
Coding region: 465-2945 (826 amino acids)
Biological process (GO): proton transmembrane transport
Cellular component (GO): membrane
Molecular function (GO): proton channel activity
Source: RefSeq, a predicted model, not a curated record
CGCUGCAAUUAACAAUGCUGCCGCGUGCACUUGUGCCGGCCGAUCUCGAGCGUCGAAUGCCGUACGUCCCGUGCAGUGAAUAGCGAUGCAGAGAGCUCGAAGUGCGUAGCGAUCGGCGCGAGGGAGUCGGUAGGCGGUUGGCGCACCUGGGAGGAGCGAGCGAGCGAGCGGCCCGGCGACCCGGGAGUCGCACCUCGGCGAGCGGUGGGCCGGACACAGGCAGCAGCCAGUGCCCGCCCGUGCCUCCACACGCGCUCCUUCGCCGACAAAACAAUGCGCCGGUGGUGCGUGUAAAUACGCGCAGCGGCUAUUCGGGGAGCAGCCGAGUGCUGGGAGGCAGGGCUCCCAGCCGCCUGUCAUGUGUCAGCGACCCUGAGGCCGCCGCCGCCGACGACGACGACUCUUGUUUAUAUCGAUCACGUGGUGUUGUCAUUCUGACGCGGCGCAUCUGAACGGCGGCCGGCAUGCAGCGCUGCCCGUACCUGCACGAGAUGAAGGAGCGGCUGCUGUCGCAGAGCUCGAACCCCGACCAGACGUCGCUGCCAGACUCCGGCGCCGCCAUGGACACGCGUGCCGCCUCUGACGUUCUCGAGGUGCGCCAGGAUCCCGUCGUAGGCACCGUCGUCAAGCUCAACCCGGACGGCUACGGCUCGCACACGUCGCCCGCACACCACUGCAGUAGCCAGCUGCUCGACGAGUCCGCCGACAUGGACAGCUUCGCGCCCAAGAACGCCAAGACCUCACUCUUCAUUAUUCUCAGCUUCAUAUAUGCCAAGCUGCUGAUUGUUAUUUGUAUAGCCUACGUCAUCUCGGAAGUUGUGACUCAAAACAUACCUCUACAUUAUUAUGAGGGUUUCUUCACAUAUCUGUAUGGAAUGAGCAUACUGUUCUUGUUGUACGUAUUCUGCUUUCUACUGCAAGAAAGUGCCUGCUGUGCACCAGAAGUCCAGGCACCUCCACCUCGGCCCCCUGUCAAAAAAUCUGAUGCAAAGAAGGCAGAAAAAGAGAAGAAAAAGAAAAAGAAAAAAGCUGCUGAAGCAAAGGAGAAAGGAAGUGCAGAAAAGAUGGUAGAACUGGAGUCUGGGAGGCCUGCACGUAAACGAAAAACUUCACAGAACAUUCACAGCCAUGGAAGUUUCUUUCUAAGAGUAGGUGCUAUAGCAUUUGGCCUUGGGACAAUGAUCUAUAAUGGACUUGAAUGUGGAGCUUUCUUCGAAAUUCCCUUCAACUCUCCUUGCUACCAGAUACUUCGAGGAAUUAAUCCAGUGUUACAGAUGAUUUUCACUUUCAUGCAGAUGUACUUUAUAUUCAUGAACUCAAGGCUGAAUAUUCAUCGCUUCAAGGUGGUUGCACGUUUUGGACUUAUGCAUGUAGUUGCUACAAAUUUGUGUGUCUGGAUUCGAACUUUGGUGCUUGAGAGCCUAAAAGAAAUUUCUGCAUACCAGCAUCGACGUCUUGAAUCAUUUUUGGCUGCAGAUGAAGAUAGUGGAGUCGAGUUAAUUCGUGGGCCGAGCAUCUUCGAUUCAGCCCCUGGUGCCCCCACUCUUGGGCAGGGGACAACGGUAGCUGCUGCUGCAGGCGCGGGAGCCACAAGCCUGCAAACGACAGCUAGGACAGCUGCCCACACCAUCGCCCGCAUCACCAACUCUACCUUGCGUGCCAUUCUUGAGGUUACUCUUCCUCCCACAACCCCUAGUACUACUGUUCCAUCCACUACGGUCACUACCACUGCAGCUCCUACAACAACACUGCAUACCACAUCUACUGCAUUCCCAACCACACUUACCACACAGAGUCCUACCACUACUCCUAUUACUACCACAACUGCAUCUACAACCACAACAACCACCACCACUGCUGCUACUAUCCCUACCACUGCUUUGUUCUCACAGUUCCCUACGAUGCUUGAUUCAAUGGACUAUCCCAGAGCUCUUGACGUUAAUGGAAACAGCAAUGGAAGUAUUCCGUUCUUGGAUGGACCUUUUUAUCCAGCAGCUUUAACAAGUUUGAAUAAUGGUACCUCUAUUACAAGUGGUUGUGGCCGGGUGAACAUCAUGGGAACAAUUGUUCAGGAUUCUGCUCCAUACUUGUUUCCAUUUAUAAUUGAAUACAGCCUAAUUGGUGCUGCUGUGAUUUAUGUUAUGUGGAGACACAUUGGACGUCAUCCCAGAUAUGUGGAACAGGAAGAUUUGGAACAACGGCUGGAAGCAAUGUUAUCACGAAGAGCAGUGGCAAUGGCACAAGCACGUCGCCAAGGCCGUGUAGACUGUGUAGGUGCUAGCAAAGGCCUGUUCUGUGGCCUCCUGCUUUUGGUUGCAUCUCUUAUUUGUCUCAUACUUUUCUUUGUGAUGAUACAUCAUCAAGAUUAUGGACUGCUUGCAAUAUACCUGGCAGAUGUUUCUCACUGUGUGUUGAUGUCUCUCAGCAUAAUAGCUACUAUUGUUGGCUUCAUCAGAGUACAGAGUCUCAAAUUCCGUGCUGAAGAGCAGAGUGAUUUGAAUGACAUUCUCCUAAGAGUAUCUGCAUUUGGUCUGUUUGUGUAUGCUGUAUUUAGUGUGAUAGCUGGCUCCUUGGCUGCUUUUCCACAAGAACCCAAGUUGCUAAUUGUGUGCACUGGCUUACUGUCAAUUGUUCAGGUUGUACUACAGCUGUUGUUCAUUGCGGAUGUGGCACGCCGUCGUGUACAUCUCCCUGAACAUGACCGCAGCAAACCUGGGCGUCAAGUAGUAACCUUCCUCUUGAUCUGCAAUGUCACAAUGUGGGUCAUUUACACAUUUGAAGCACAGAAGGUUAUUGCUAAUCCUGUUCAACUUGAUUUCUAUGGAUUCCUUGCAUGGGCCAUAGUGCAACGGGUUACUUUACCACUUUGUAUUUUUCAUCGAUUCCAUUCAGCGGUCACGCUUGCUGAGAUUUGGAAGACUAGCUACAAAGCUCGACUUGAAUAAAAUCUACAGUGCUUGGUAAUUAUUAAGAAUAACAACUUGCCCUGAAAUCAGAACUGGUAUACAUAAAAAAGUGUUAAUGUGUAUGGAUUGACAAUGAAUUUUAUGAUUUAUGAAGAUGUGGUGUGUUCACACACUCUGACAAUGAAUUUUUGCCAUUGGUUUUCAUCUUCUGAAGUUAUUUUUAAAAACUAAAUAUUUAAGCCAAAGAUUAUAUCCUCAUGAAAUUCAUUAACAAUAAUUAUUAAUUUUGUUAAGAUAUUAGGUUUACUGAUAACACUUUAUGCAAUACCUCUCAUUACUCACACUCUUCUUGAAACAAUUGUCAUUAUACAUUACAUCUAAAACUAUUCAUUUAUACAUUUGUGACUUGUUACUUAUGUUACUCGCAGACAUCAUUAUCAAACUUGAUAGUCAUUUUCAUUGAUCAUAAGAAUGUGUCCGAGUCAUGUUUGAUGGUGAGCAUAAAAUAAUGUUGAUGCUAUUUUUGUCUUAUGCUUGUCUUAUGCCCACAACAAUUUGUCAUAUUUAUUUCUUCUGCAAAACUACAUUAAGGAACUUUAUUUCAUAAAAUACAUGAAAAGAAAAGCAUGCAACUGUCAUUUGCAAUGUGCCAUUCCUUGCUGGAAGCACACCGGCAUUAACAUGUCAGCAUCAACAGAUGAAGAGAGUUCAGUAAUGUUUCCGCCUGACUCAUUAAUGUUGACACACUGGAGAAUUUAAUUCUCAUUCUUAAGGUGGUGUUUACCUUCAGAAAUAAAAACAAUAAAAAUUUAAGAAAAGUGAAUGGGUUAAGUAAACUUACCUGUUCAUCCAUGUAUACAUAUUAAGUUUAAGUGUCCAACAAAAUAAUAAUCUACUAAGUUUGCAGAAGAUUGUGGUUGAUCACUCACAAACAAACCACUCAACCUCCGUUACAGAAAAUAAUAUUUAUUCUUCUGUUGAACAUGUUCAGGGUGUAGUCUUGCAGCUGUUGUAGUAUUAUUCAGCUAUUUUUUGUAUUAGAAAGAAACUGAUAUUGAAAUAAAGAUGAUGAUUUGGUGAUUUGACACAAGGCCACGAAACUAUGUUGAAUGCACAUGCCUUGUUGAAAUUGAUGACUUUCAUUUGAAUAUGCAAUGUAAGUAUGUGCCAAAUAAAUAAAAUAAUAUUAUUGUAUGGGCAGAAUGAGUAUAUUAAUGGGAAGGAUAAAGUAAAUAUUCAUUACCAGUACCACUUGAAGAUUACACCAAAUGUUUCACUGUUUUUAUUUCCUUUGUUGUCUGUUGUUAGUUACAAUGUAAAACAACUGAAGCAGAGAUCCCCUUAAAUGCAGAUGCUGCCCACUUUAAAUUAUGUAAUUUUUUCUUCACUGUGUUGUGAACUUAAUGAUUUUUGUGGAAUAUGUAGUACUGAGCAUUAGCUCUAGUGAAAAACACUUCCAUGAUGACUUGAUUGUUUUGUACCAUAAUACACAAAAGUAAAAUUUUAAAAUAAUAAUUGGCUACAGAACAAAGGUUAUACACAAAAAAUGUCAUUAAUGCAUUACUAAACAAAAACUGAAUAUCCUACACUGUACAAAUUUUUGCAAACUAAAUUAACAAUUCUGUGAAAUCACCAAUGAGUAGACUUAAUUAAUACAGCAAAACAGAUGUGCUUUGUUGGAUGAGAAGUAAAUGUGUGUCAUAAAUAGUUAAGCAUCAAAUAUAAGAAUAAAUGUUUCCAACUUCAAAAUGUAAAUAAAAUGGUUGUUUUGUACAUAAUUUAUCAUUGUUCUUGAUGUCUGUUCUAAGCCUGUACUCAAGUGAAAUAAAAAGAAAACCAUGAGAAAAUUUCUAUAGAUCAUGAAACUAUUGCUAAGCAUGGUGCGUACUAAAUUAACUCUUAUUGCUGUUAUAUAUAUCUAUAUGUGGCUAAAGAGGCAAAAGGUUAGUAACACAUUUUGUGUUGUUUCAUUGCAGAUACCUUCAUUAGUAAGUACAAAGUGACAGACUUAGUUAUGUAGUAGGUGAAAUAAUUUGUUACUGUAGGUCUUCUCUAAAAAAAUUCAUUUUGUUCCAUUUUAGCAGUUUUAAACUUUGUGAGUUUUUUGGCCAGCUCUCUUCCUUUUUUUUCUUUUUUUGCCAAUUGUCAGAAUUUUUAUACAUGAUGAUAUUGUGAUAAAAUUGAUUAUUAAGUUUUCAUUGUUUAUUACAUUUCCCUUAUACAUUAUUUACCCAUAGGACACUUUUUUUGAAAGCUAUGAAAAUUUGUGGACCAUGAAGUUCCAAAGAAACAUGAAACCUGUUCAGCAUUUACCAUUCUACUCUUUUGCUUGACUUUAGAAAAUGAAAUAGUACAAAGUGGAUUAUAGAUAUCCAUUACAUAUAUUUUUUCCGAUAUAUAUCAUGAGUUGUGUGUACAUCUAUUAAUGGUUUGAAACUAUAUGUACAUUCACUACAAAUGUUUUCUAGACUCUUAAUACAAAAUAGCCAAAUAUUCUUUUAAAGUGGAUUAAUUAGGUUCUUUAGUAUUGGUAAUAACACAAUGUUUACUGUACUUUACAUGUGGUAUGUGUGAGAUUAUUUGCAAGUACCAAAUGUUUUUAGAGUUUUUAAUGUGACCAAAUUCUUUUUUGGAAAUUUGCUAUGUAUAUAUACACUGUCAAGAUUCUCACUGCCAACUAAUACAGUAUGUGUGAACUGUAAGUUAAUGUAACAUUCAUAAGCAUCUUACAGUGAUUCAGCAGACUAGAUUAGGAUCAUUCAUAUUCCAUAAGCAUUUGACUGAUGGCAGUGUUAAAGUUGUCAUGAAAUUAAAAAAAAGAAAAGAA